GGUCGGACGGGCGCCGGUCGGGAGCGCAGCCGGCAGUCUCUGCAGCCGCCGCGCCGCAUGUGACUGUGAGUUCUCCGUGACGCUCAACACCGCAGGCGUGACGUGACGCACGUGACGGUGGGGCGCCACAGCAUGAGCGUGCCGUGGGACGCGCCGGCUUGAUGCGAUACAGCACCAGGGCCCGACGCGCCGGAGAUCAGACGGGCUCGGGCGGCGCCAGACCGCUGCAGCAGGUCACCAUCCCCAUGGCCGCUUGCGCCGCUCGCCGCCUCAUCGCAGUUUGGCUUCGGGCAGCCACAGGUCGAGGGAUGUGUCGAAAUGGCUCAGCGAAAACACUGGUGGUCGUCCUCGCCCUGGUGAACGCAUGGCUUAUCGUUACCCUUUAUCAUGGGAUGAAGCACGGUGUGCCGGUGCCGCAAGAAGAGGACUUGUGCGACGGUCAAGAGCGGCUGCAGCAGAAGGUCGUCAACUGCACGCCCGAUGGGACUGCCUCACGGCCCGCACUACAAGAUGAGAACGAGACCAGUGACGUGGAGAAGAUGGAUGACCUGAUACGAUCACGAUUGGUGAAGACAACCAGCUGGCGCGUGUUCACCAAGGACAGCGUCUGGGACACGGUUAACAAAUCGCCGCAGCUCGGCCGGAGGGGCGCGCUGAACGUCGAGCUGCUGGCGGCCGUGCGCACCGGCGCUCAACACCUCAACCAGGCCAGUGGCGGCGCCAGCUACACGGCCCAGCACUUCCUCGACGGCCGGUACAAGCAGGUGCUGGGCGCCGGCGAAGUGUACGUGCUGCAUUUCGCCAGCGAGGCGCGGCCGGGCCGCGUGGAAACGGUGCGACUGGUGCGCCGUGCCGGUCCGCUGCUCGUCGAUGCGCGGCCCGGCUACGACCACGACCAGCUGGUGUACGUGGUCGUGCCUUACUACCGGCGGCCGGACGCGUUCGCCGAGUUCGCCGCCAUGUUCGAGCAGCUCGUGGUGGCGCGCCACGAGAACCUGCGGCUGGUCGUCAUGUUCUACUGGCGCGGCCAGCCGGCGGCACCACGUGAGCAGCUGGCUCGCGAGCGGCGCCGCGUGGCCGACACGCUGCACCGACUGAACAAGCGCGCCCGCCGUCCGGUGGCGCGUCUGGUAGACCAGGAGGCCGAGUUCUCGCGCGGCCACGCCCUGCUGGAAGGCGCACGCUCCUGGCAGGGUGACGACGACGUGCUGCUCUUCUUCUGCGACGUCGACAUGUUCUUCGACACGCAGGCACUGCACCGGUGCCGCGCCAACACCGCCCCUGGCCGGCGCGUCUACUACCCGGUGGUGUUCAGCACAUUCAGUCCGGAGCUCUACUUCCGCGCCUGGCGCAAGAAGCCAGCCUCGCUCUGGCAGAUGCACCCAAUAAGUGGCGACGUGGGCUUUUGGCGCGACUUCGGCUUCGGCAUGACGUGUCAGUACAAGUCGGACUUUGACCGUGUGGCUGGCGAGUUCUUGGUGUCGCGAAGCUGGGGUGGCGAGGACAGUAAGCUGUACAGGAAAUACCAACAAUCCACGCUGGAGAUUGUUCGCGCGCCCGACCCAGGUCUCGUGCAUAUCUACCACCGCAAGCAGUGCGACCGCCGUCUGCUGGGCAAGAAGUACCACUCGUGCAUGAGCUCCCUGAGGCACAGUGAGGCGUCGAUGAAGACCUGGGCCCGCUUCGUGCAGCAGCUGAAGGCGGUGGCGGACGAUUCGACGGCCGUGCACGACAUGCUGGCGCUGGCGCUGCCGUCGGACGGCGACAAGGGCGAUGACGAAAUGUACACGGACGCGACCACGAUCGAGGCGAGCGUCAUCUCGCCGCCGACGCAUCGGUAACGUCCGGCCGAGGCGGCUGAGAGUGCAGCCGCACUGCAGGACUGGUGCCGCGAACUGCGGUCACGGCCACAGAAAUGCCGGCCAUUAAAUUAAAAGAUAAAUGUUAUCAUCGUUAUAUAUAUACAUAUAUACAUAUAUAACAACUACGGGAACCUAUCUUAUUAGGCGCAGCUAUAUAAAGUUAGGCGUUCUACGCAUGCACAUACCUAGAGCUCAUACAUUUUCUGCAGAUCGUGUUAUAUCCUGCGAGUGUUUCGGAAAACAGGCAAAAUAAAUAAAGUUGGCUGCUAUAUACCAUCAAAACCGAGCAUGAACUUGAUGCCUAGCUUAUUUACGGCUAGUCGGCUGGGCGAUGUAAU
Messenger RNA from Pollicipes pollicipes, 2200 nucleotides. Its product is annotated as chondroitin sulfate N-acetylgalactosaminyltransferase 1. The coding region runs from base 162 to 1841 and encodes 559 amino acids. The record is from RefSeq and is a predicted model, not a curated record. The transcript is spliced from 5 exons. NCBI's taxonomy places the organism in Eukaryota, Metazoa, Arthropoda, Thecostraca, Pollicipedomorpha, Pollicipedidae. Gene Ontology annotation, cellular component: Golgi cisterna membrane. Gene Ontology annotation, molecular function: glucuronosyl-N-acetylgalactosaminyl-proteoglycan 4-beta-N-acetylgalactosaminyltransferase activity.